UCAUGGGGCCCCUGGGCAAUAGGGGAUAAUGGGGCCCCUGUGUCCUUGUCCAAACUCAAAAAAGCCUAUGAAAAAGGAACCAGGGGCAUCUCAUGAGGCCCCCUACUGACCCCGGGCCCUCGGGCAGUGCCCGAGUUUCUAAAUGGUCAGUCCGCCCCUGCUCUGAAAUGAAGGGAAGCUCUGCUGAUUUCUGUCAUUUAAUCAUAAAGUUAGGGACACAAGGAAACACUCUGAGUAUGCAUGAAAUCUUCUCAGGAACACUGGUGGACACGACACUAGAAAAACUAGCUGUU
Molecule: messenger RNA, 293 nt
Organism: Staurois parvus
Lineage: Eukaryota; Metazoa; Chordata; Amphibia; Anura; Ranidae
Source: the annotation of a GenBank genome assembly